CACUACACUCCAUAUCUGCGGACGUUGACGAUGGGUGAAAUUGAGCACACGUACCUACAAAUCGACGGCCUCAAGCUCCACGUGGCGGCAAUCGGCGACGUAGCGUCGCCGCCGGUGGUGUUCCUGCACGGAUUUCCAGAGAUAUGGUACUCCUGGCGCCACCAGAUGACCGCCCUCGCCGGCGCCGGAUUCAGAGCCAUCGCACCCGAUUACAGAGGUUACGGACUAUCCGACCCGCCUCCGCAACCCGAGAAUGCCACGUACGCCGACCUUGUAGCCGAUCUCCGCGCGCUUUUCGACGCUCUCUCUCUCCCAAAGGCUUUUCUAAUUGCAAAGGAUUUCGGAGCUCGAGUUGCUUACUUAUUUGCCCUAAUCCACCCCGAAAAAGUUUCCGGAGUAAUUACAUUGGGCAUACCGUAUCUGCCUCCAUCUCCGGUCAAAUUCCUCGAUCUUCUUCCGGAAGGUUUCUAUAUCUCAAGAUGGCAGAAACCGGGAAGAGCCGAGGCGGAUUUCGGCCGAUUCGAUAAUAAAACGGUAGUGAGGAACAUCUACAUACUGUUUUCUCGCAGUGAAAUACCGAUUGCUGAUGAAAACCAGGAAAUCAUGGAUAUGGUUGAUUCGUCUACUUCUUUACCGUCUUGGUUAACCGAGGAAGAUCUUGCAAACUAUGGUUCUCUGUACGAGAACUCUGGUUUCCAAACUGCUCUCAAAGUUCCGUACAGGUCAUUGUUUGAAGAGUUCAAUAUAACGAAUACGAAAGUUGAUGCUCCGGCAUUGUUGAUCAUGGGUGAGAAGGAUUAUUUCUUGAAGUUUCCUGGUAUGGAGGACUACACAAAGGCCGAACAGGCGAAGAUGUUCGUUCCUAAUUUGGAGACGGUAUUUGUUCCGGAAGGUAGCCAUUUUGUGCAGGAGCAAUUUCCAGAGCAAGUGAAUAAAUUGAUAAUCGACUUUCUGAGCAACCACAGUUGAAGGCCUUGGCUAUGGUUGUCGGGUUUUUUGGUCGUUAAAUUCUACUAUUACGAAACAUUGGUGUUUAUCUUUCGGAAUUUGAUGAAAAUGUAUGUUCCUUGUGGAAAUAAAUGAAGGCUCUUCCAGUUUAAUUGU
Molecule: messenger RNA, 1104 nt
Organism: Erythranthe guttata (spotted monkey flower)
Lineage: Eukaryota; Viridiplantae; Streptophyta; Magnoliopsida; Lamiales; Phrymaceae
Product: epoxide hydrolase 2
Molecular function (GO): catalytic activity
Source: RefSeq, a predicted model, not a curated record